Ipomoea nil (Japanese morning glory) is the source of this 2487-nucleotide messenger RNA. Its product is annotated as serine/arginine repetitive matrix protein 1-like. The record is from RefSeq and is a predicted model, not a curated record. The coding region runs from base 110 to 2248 and encodes 712 amino acids. The transcript is spliced from 2 exons. NCBI's taxonomy places the organism in Eukaryota, Viridiplantae, Streptophyta, Magnoliopsida, Solanales, Convolvulaceae.
CUUAACCAGCAUCAUCCAAACAAGAAAGAAAUCCAAAUCAACAACUUUCUUAAAGAAGUAAUACUAGUUUUAAUAUAUAUUCUAGCCGGCCUAUUGAUUGAUCAUAUCAAUGGGUUUUUCUGAUAAUGGCAAACUGGGGCAUGAUGAUGAGUAUCCAUAUGAAGACCAUAUGCGAAGCCAACCGGCGUUCAUGGUUGAUGGUGGGCAAAGGAAAAGCUCCAUGAUGACUACCUAUCCUAACGCCGAGGGCUUAAACAACUAUGUAGUGAAGACCCAAAGGGUUGUUGAGGUUGUGAGGCCUGUGGUCACUCGUCGAGUUCUUAUCAAUGGUAAGCCCGUGAGGGAGGAAAGAAUUGUUGGUGCUUAUGAAGAUGGUAAUGGCGGCCUCAAGGAGAAUCUUGAUAGACUUGGGAAAGUUAAAGAUUUCUUCAACCAAGUUCAGAUGGAGGCCAGCAUGCAGCCAGGUGCUCCAAUUCUUAGCCGUCCAGUUGGUCACAAUUUGGGAGCCAACCCUAAUUGGCAUAGCCAAAAUGGUGCCAAUUGGGGUAGUAGGGGUUCUUGGAUGAGCCAUGAUGAGUCUCCUCCUAGGCACAACAACAAUGGGCAUUUUGAUCGUCCCAAUUGGGGUAGCAGGGCUUCUUGGAUGAGCCGUGAUGAGUCUCCCCCAAGUCACAACGGUCGACCUUUUGAGCCAAAUCGUCCUAAUGGAGGUACUAGGUCUACUUACACAACCUAUGAUGAUUCCCCUCCUAGAUACCAUCAACCUAAUGAGGUGAGUCGUCGGAGUUUGGAUACUAAGCCUAAUUGGUCUAGUCGAAGUGAGUCUCCCCCUCCGCCUGGAAUUAUGACGCGAUCUAGGUUGGUUAGCUAUCCCAACUCUGGUACUAGACCCAAGUGGCCAAGUAGUCGAGAUGACUCUCCACCUAGACUUAUGGCUCAUCCAAACUCAGGUGCUAGGCCAAAUUGGCCAAUUCGAAAUGAUUCUCCACCCAGAGCUAUGGAGUAUUAUGAGUCUCACCCCAACUCUAAUACUAGACCUAAUUGGGGAAAAGCUCGAGAUGAUUCUCCACCCAAGCCAAUUGUGAAUCAUUUGAUGCCUCGUAAGAACCCAGGUGCCAAUAAGCCUAAUUGGUCUAGUAAGCGAGAUCACUCUCCACCUAGAUCCAUGAUGCCUCCAGAAUUAAACCAUCCAAAUUUAGGUACUAGGCCGAAUUGGACUAUUCAAAAUGAAUCUCCACCUAGAACCUUUGAGUAUUAUGAGUCAUCCCACCCCAAGUCUAAUCUUAGGCCUAAUUGGACAAAAGCUCGAGAUGAUUCUCCACCCAGAUCAAUAGUGCAUCAACCGAUGGCUCAUCCAAACUCAGAUACUACUAAGCCUAAUUGGCCUAGCAAUCAUGAUUACUCUCCACCUAAAUAUGUAGAGAAGGGGAAGGACCAGAGAAAUACUAGCCCACUGCACAACAAGCUUGAGAAAGUGACCAUUCAUGACAGUAGAGGAUCAAGCCCAAUCCCAAACAAAAUGAAUGCUGACAAUGCAAGGUCUGCAGGUUCCAAUAAGGAGAGUACACAGCAAGUUAGGGAGUCUGAUCAGAGGCCUAAUUGGCCUAACAGGAAAGCCCAAGAUGGCAAAGAAGAACAUGAGAAGCCUAAAUCCAAUGAUGGAGGGCACAUCAAGAAAGGCAAUGAAGAGGAGUUUCAUGGUUUGGCUAAUCCAAAGAGUGCACCAGUUGAGGCCACAACACGUAUAACCUCGACUCAAGAGGAUUCCUCCAAGAAACCAAGCAAGAAUCAGCAUGAUAAUCUCGACGAUGGCAACUCCAAGAAGAGUAGCAGCAUAACACCAAUCUCAUACACCAAAGGUGCUGGCAACACCAAGGCUGCAGAUUUCAACGGAAGAUGGUACAAACAGCCCGGUUCCACUCUCACCAGCGCCACGAGCAACGUGGACGAUCUGAUGAAAGUCAUCGAGGAAGCUAAAAGAACAGGGGCAUAUCCUACUGCAUCAGAGAAGCCACACUGGAGUGAAAUCACCCCGAUUCCUCCCCAAGGAGUGCGCGUUAGCGGCCCACAAUGGAACGAAAUCACUCCAAAUCCUCCAGUAAUUGACAGUAUGGAAGCAAGGAGGCGAUAUACUACUGGGUAUCCACAGCCAGUUGCAGCAGCACCUAUGGGUAUGGGAUUUUAUGGAGGAGCUCUUAAUAGUGAAGAUGCUGUGAGGAUAUAUGGUGGCACCUUCCUACCUAACUAAUCAGGAAAACUUGCCCACAUCCAAUUGCUGGCAACUGUGGCUGUGUUAUCUCACUUAUCUGCAUAUAGUUUCUAGCUACCAAUAUGACACUAGUUGCAUAUGAAAAUUAAACCAAAAAGUGUGUGUUUAAUCUGUGCUAAGAUGUUUUACUGUUUGAGUACUUGAUCAAAUACUGUGUGAUGCUUGAAUAAAUGUAAUGUAUUUGUUCUCUCAGGGAUAUAACCAUAGAAAAUUGUGUA